Pistacia vera is the source of this 1404-nucleotide messenger RNA. Its product is annotated as aspartic proteinase CDR1-like. Lineage: Eukaryota; Viridiplantae; Streptophyta; Magnoliopsida; Sapindales; Anacardiaceae. The transcript has a single exon. Gene Ontology annotation, cellular component: extracellular region. The coding region runs from base 1 to 1404 and encodes 467 amino acids. The record is from RefSeq and is a predicted model, not a curated record.
AUGGAAGAAAUUCAGUACUGCCGAGUAGCUGUUGUAUUGCUUUGUCUAGUUAUAUUUUCUAGACUCGGUUAUUCAGCUUCAAAAUCUUCGGGAUUCAGCAUUAGGCUUAUCCCAAGGGACUCUCCGGAGUCCCCUUUAUAUCAACCUAACCUUACUCAACAUGAAAGAAUUGAAAGAAUGGUUAAUAUCAGCCACGCGAAAGAUGAACUAAUGACACUGCAUUCUACUCCAAAUGUGACGUUCGAUGAUAAGUAUUUUGCCCUUCUAGACCGUCAACUUACCUUCUAUGUUGCGAAGAUUAUGGUCGGAAACCCCGCUCAAACUUUGUUCUUAAGCGUAGACACAGGCGGUGGCUUGAUUUGGACGCAAUGUCAACCUUGCAUACAUUGUUUCCCCCAAAUUAAUCCCAUUUACGAUCCCCGAGCUUCAUUUUCUUACCAGAAAGUUUUCUGCGAAAGCCCUCAUUGUAGCUACGAGGACGACAACAGCCAAUUCGACUGUGUUAACGAUGAUUGUGUCUACAGCAUUACCUAUUUUGGUGGUGGUAUUGGCCCAACAGAAGGUUUUGUAUCUUUGGAAUCAUUUCAUCUUUUCAGUAGCACAAGGGGUGAUACAGAAGAAUUUACUGUUCUCUUCGGCUGCUCGAAUAAUAACCAAAAUUUCCAGUAUGAACAAAUGCAGAAUAACAUGGUUUCCGGGAACUUGGGAUUAAACUUAGAUCCGAAUUCACUAGUGAGCCAAUUGUCAGUUUUCAUCGAUGAAAUCUUCUCGUAUUGUAUUGUUCCUUAUGAUCAAAAUUUUCCAUUUGAUGUGCAUCCUCAUGUACUCAGGUUUGGGGAUGACGUUCAUCUUCCUCAGGGAGACAUUCCAACAGUACACUAUGUAGUUGUUGAAGAUAGUUAUUCUUAUUUCCUUGAUGUUUCCGAUAUCAGCAUUGGAAAUCUUCGGUUACAAUUACCACCCGGUACCUUUGACGUUGGAGGGAAACCUGGUUUCAUCAUAGACUCGGGAGCUCCAUAUACUAGACUUGUGGCAAAUUCCGGAAGCGGGGUCAAUGUUUUUGGAUUGGUGAUGACAACAUUGAGAGAUCACUAUAAUUCUUAUGAGCUUGUGAGAGUACGGCAGUCUCAACACGGUACUACAUUCCAGCUUUGUUAUUUCAACCAACCGAAUUUCAGAGAUUUUCCAUCACUGACCUUUCAUUUCAAUGGAGCAGACUACAUAGUAGAUGGCAGGUUUGUGAAUGUUUAUUACGAUGGAGGAUAUUUCUGUGUAGGAAUAUUGAACGCUCGAUCGAAAUCUGUUCUAGGAGCAUAUCAUAUGCAAAAUAUGCGAAUCAUUCAUAAUGCCAGAAUCAACGCGAUUCAGUUUUUCCCAGAAGAAUGUGCUAACGAUCAUUUUUAG